This is a messenger RNA of Salmo salar (Atlantic salmon), 4317 nucleotides long. RefSeq names its product band 4.1-like protein 5. Gene Ontology annotation, cellular component: cytoskeleton. NCBI's taxonomy places the organism in Eukaryota, Metazoa, Chordata, Actinopteri, Salmoniformes, Salmonidae. Gene Ontology annotation, molecular function: cytoskeletal protein binding. The record is from RefSeq and is a predicted model, not a curated record. Gene Ontology annotation, biological process: actomyosin structure organization.
UGCUUUGCCUCCCACUUUUCCUGGGACUUCUGAAAAUUGUUUCGUUGGAGUAUCGAGUAGGAAUUAUUGUAACGCCAGUAAGACUACCUGUCACCCAUGGACACGUAUUAGUUUUACUUUGUGAAGGUGGAACAGGCAAGUGGAUUGGUUCUUAUUUUGUGAGUAUAGCUAUAGUAUAGGACUUUAGGAUCUACAAGUGGCCAUCGGCGACAUCAGCAAGUGUGAAUGUCGGACUUGUUUUAUCUGUUGCUUCAGCAUCUUGACAAUAGGUAGUGUUCACCAGGCCCCACCAUGCUGAGUUUCCUCCGCCGGACGCUGGGCCGGCAGUCCAUCCGUAAGCAUGCUGACAAGGCCCGGUUGAGAGAGGCCCAGCGGGCCACCACACAUAUCCCUGCUGCCGGGGACUCCAAGUCUGUCAUCACCUGCUGUGUGUCAAUGCUGGACGGCACAGACGUCAGUGUGGACCUACCGAAAAAAGCCAAGGGUGAGGAGCUGUUUGACCAGGUCAUGUAUCAUCUGGACAUCGUAGAGAAGGACUACUUCGGACUACGCUUCAUGGACUCUGCACAAGUACCGCAUUGGCUUGACAUCACAAAAAGCAUAAAAAAACAAGUCAAAAUCGGACCUCCAUACUGCCUUCACAUGAGGGUUAAGUUCUACUCCUCAGAACCCAACAACCUGCAUGAGGAGUUGACCAGAUAUCUAUUUGUAUUACAACUAAAGCAAGACCUCCUCAGUGGAAAGUUAGAAUGUCCUUUGGACACAGCAGUGGAACUGGCAGCCUUCUCAUUACAAGCUGAGCUGGGAGACUGUGACCCUGCGGAGCAUGCUCUGGACAUGGUGUCUGAGUUCCGCUUCAUGCCAGAGCAGACGGAGGCCAUGGAGCUGGCCAUCUUCAACACCUGGAAGGAGUGCAGGGGCCAGAUGCCGUCGCAGGCAGAGAUUAACUACCUGAACAAGGCCAAGUGGCUGGAGAUGUAUGGGGUGGACAUGCACAUGGUCAAGGCUCGAGAUGGUAAUGAAUACCAGUUAGGACUGACUCCCACUGGAGUGCUGGUGUUUGAGGGAGAGACCAAGAUAGGCCUGUUCUUCUGGCCCAAGAUCACCCGUCUAGACUUUAAGAAGAGCAAGCUGACCCUGGUGGUGGUGGAGGAGGAUGGAGAAGAGGCUCAGGAGACAGAAGAGGGUAAAGAGCAGCAGCACACGUUUGUGUUCCGUAUGGACCACCCCAAGGCCUGUAAGCACCUGUGGAAGUGUGCUGUGGAACACCAUGCUUUCUUCCGGCUCCGCGGCCCAGUCCAGAAGGGCUCAGCACGCUCCGGGUUCAUCCGCAUGGGGUCACGCUUCCGCUACAGUGGGAAGACUGAGUACCAGACCACCAAGGGCAACAAAGCCAGGAGGUCAGCAUCGUUUGAGAGGAGGCCCAGCCGCCGUUACUCCAGGAGGACCAUGAUGAACCGGGGAGCCAACAAACUCCAGGAUCAGAACAACGGAAUGAGCCCCAACAAAGAUGCCAAGCCCCUCCACAUCAGAAGCCCCUGGUCCCUGCCGGUGGUCAGCCCUGCAUCCUCAGUCUCCACCAGCAGACCUAUGGAAAUCAAAACCCUCCCCAGGAGUCCUGGCGGUGGCCAAUCGGAGAAGAGGAGCAUGGCCCUGCCACUCGUAGCUGAUCUGCUGGAGACAUGCGUUAAUGACGUCAUCCAUACACCUGUUCCCAUGGCGACAGCAGGCCUGUCUGCCUCCGCCUCCAGCCUCACAGGGGAGGAGAAAGUCUCUCUUGCCGAGACGGCAGCGCGGCUGAAGCACCUGGAACUACACAGUCUCUCGCUCCCUGUCCCUUCCAGAGCCAACCUCAACAUGAACAACCAGGAGGAUGUGGUGAAGCUCACAGAGAAGUGUCUGAACAGUGUGGGUAGCAGCUCUGUGCCUUCUCCACUUCGCCCCCCAGAGGACCUGAAGCGUAACAUCAUCAAAGCCCAGGCACAGGCUGCCCUCAAGAGCUCCCAGGAGGAGCAUGUUGUGAUGGGGGACAAGAACACCAAUGUACAGGAAGCUGCAGCCAGGCUGAAGGUGCGUAGUGGCCGUAUGGGCAGCAACUCCUCCCUGUCUCUAUCUGGACGUCCCGAGAGACAGGAGUCAAGGGACCUGCUCACUCCCACACUGCUGACCACAGCUGAAGACAGUGUUCAGAUGUUGGCUGUGGAUCUCAUGCAAUCAGCACCUAUGAUGCCCCUUGAAAUACUUAAUGGGGGGCAACCAACAAAGGCUGAACCUGAGGAGCUGAAGAUGCCCACCCCUCCGUCACUGCGGGCCCCGCUGAGCAGUAACCUGAUAGACUUCUCAGACCCAACCCCAGUAUUACUGCCACCAUCAGUGCAAUCCAAGCCCAUGAUAUCACCUCGCUGGAUCAUCCCUGCUGCUGCACCACUCACUGCCAUCUUUACUAACGGCCUCUUUGACCUUGACCCCUCUGCAAAGACCGCCGCCCCUCUCCAACCUGAAGGGGGGGCUCUCACCCCAGCCCUGCACCCCCGUCUCUCCUCUCAAAUGCACAAUGUGAUGGACACCAGCGUUGUGGCCCAGCCACCCAAAGAGCACGGCAUGAAGCACAAAGGUCUGUUGACCACUGAGCUCUGAGUGGGAACCAGGGGGGAGCUAGCUUCUACCCUCCUCACAACGAAUACUUCCUACUCCUGGUGUUCCCAAACUAGGGGGCUACUUCCUACCCUGAGAACAUUCAUCUCCUACUGCAUUCCCAAACCUGGGGGAAGUUCCUGCCCUAGUGACAACCAGUAUCUCCUACUGCAUUCCCAAACCUGGGGGAAGUUCCUGCCCUAGUGACAACCAGUAUCUCCUACUGCAUUCCCAAACCUGGGGGAAGUUCCUUCCCUAGUGACAACCAGUAUCUCCUACUGCAUUCUCAAACAAUUCCCAAACCAGCAGCAAUCAAGAGAUUGGAUUAUUUGUAUUCUUCAUCUCACUAGAUUCCAGUUUGGAGCAGUGUUUUUUUAUUUUUUUAUUUUAGUACCACAGUUGGUCCACUGGUUCUUUUCAUAAGCAUUCCUACAAAGUGCACAGACUCCCUUUUAAAAAUGUUUUAAGCAGGAAGGGACUGCAAUAAGAGCUAAGAGCUAAGGAAGAGGACAUCUGCUCCUCAAGCCACUGGAUUACGUUGGAGCACUGGACCUGGACUCUUAGAAGAUAUGAAACAAUGACUUUCUAUUACAUUUUUUUAUUUUGUCCUGUUAUUUUUUUAAUUUAAAGACAUCCAGAGUGAAUCGAUCAAGUACCAGUGUUCAGUUAGGACCUGGUGCUCACUAGACAUUUCUGAAUCUGAUUAAGACUCAGUUAUCAGAGGAUGACAACAGCAAUAUGUAGCAUGCAGGCAUGAAUUUAGCCAUGUUAUGCCUAUUUUGUAUCCAUAUAAAAACACUGUAGCUACAACCUGCCUUAAGCUAUCUGAAUGUUAAAUUAUGAUUCCAUAACUUUACACAGUAAGGAAAUACUACCACUACUAUUACAAAUACUAUCACUACUGUUACUAAUACUACUAUUACUAAUAGUACUAUUACUAAUACUACCACUACUAAUACUACCACUAUUACUACUGUAUCUAGGCCUAUACUGUACUUUAUCAUCUUACUGAGUCAACUGCUUACGACUGGAGUGUCUGUGUGUGAUGGUAAUAUCUUGUAGUCUUGACACUGUUUCUGGCUGUGGUCAUCAAUGACAGGUGACAUGACUCGUAGGCUGACAGAGCAAAUAGGCCUAUCACAAACUGGCUCUCCAUUGGUUCUUUUCCACACUAAGCCAAUCACAUACAGGAUCUCUGGUGGUAGGAAGUUGUCAGUCAACUGUAUUAUUCACUAACGUAAGAUGUAAUUAAGAAUGUAUUUUAGAUAUCAGACGGGCGGUAGAUCAGAAGUAGGUCUUUGCGAGACGAUGUGCAGUAGAGGUAAAAGCAGAAGACAUUUUCAAAUACAGUUCAUUUGAACAAGUGAUCUGUGAACAACACCCAUCUCAACGGAAAGACUUAAAAUACAUAUUUUUUUUGUGAAGUCUGAGUACUUUUUGAAUACUUAAAAUAGCCACUCUGAGAAGAUGUGUAGUGUUCUCUCUCUCUCUGUCUGUAUCAUGAAUAUAAACUCAGCAAAAAAAGAAACGUCCUCUCACUGUCAACUGCGUUUGUCAGCAAACUUAACAUGUGUAAAUAUUUGUAUGAACAUAACAAGAUUCAACAACUGAGACGUAAACUGAACAAGUUCCACAGACAUGUGACUAACAGAAAUGGAAUAAUGUGUCCCUGAACAAAGAGGG